This is a messenger RNA of Pogona vitticeps (central bearded dragon), 4556 nucleotides long. RefSeq names its product natural killer cell triggering receptor (gene NKTR). Gene Ontology annotation, molecular function: peptidyl-prolyl cis-trans isomerase activity; cyclosporin A binding. Gene Ontology annotation, biological process: protein folding; protein peptidyl-prolyl isomerization. Gene Ontology annotation, cellular component: mitochondrion; cytoplasm. Lineage: Eukaryota; Metazoa; Chordata; Lepidosauria; Squamata; Agamidae. The record is from RefSeq and is a predicted model, not a curated record.
GGGAGCGGGAAAGGAAGGAGAGCGCCCUUGUCGCCUGAGUCAGCGCGGCGGCCAGGGUGGUGAGAAGGAGAAGCUCUCAGGCUUCCUGCUGCCAUGGGGGCACAGGAUCGGCCUCAGUGUUUCUUCGACAUAGAAAUCAAUCGAGAACCAGUUGGUCGUAUUGUAUUUCAGCUUUUCUCUGAUGUGUGCCCAAGGACUUGCAAAAACUUUCUCAGCCUAUGUACAGGUGAAAACGGAAUUGGCAAAACGACUGGGAAAAAACUCUGCUACAAAGGUUCAACAUUUCAUCGUGUGGUUAAAAACUUCAUGAUACAAGGUGGAGACUUCAGUGAAGGUAAUGGAAAAGGAGGUGAAUCAAUUUAUGGAGGAUAUUUUAAAGAUGAGAACUUUAUUCUGAAACAUGAUCGAGCAUUUCUUUUGUCAAUGGCAAACCGAGGGAAACAUACCAAUGGUUCCCAGUUUUUCAUAACUACGAAGCCUGCUCCUCAUCUUGAUGGUGUACAUGUUGUCUUUGGAUUAGUUAUUUCUGGGUUCGAAGUGAUAGAACAAAUAGAGAAUCUGAAAACUGACACUGCCAGUAGGCCCUAUGCGGAUGUACGAGUUAUUGACUGUGGAGUCCUGGUUACAAAAUCUGCCAAAGAUGUGCUGGAGAAGAAGAGAAGGGUCUCCACUCACUCAGAAGAAUCAGAUAGCUCCACCAGCAGUUCCUCUACUUCGUCAGAAUCGUCGUCAGACAGUGAAUCUGAAAAUGAGAGAAGCAGGAGGAGAAAACGCAAGAGAAGAACCAAAGUUAAGCAGUCACGGAAGCGAAGGAGGGAGGAAAGAAAGAAGGAGGAACCCAAGAACAAACGGAUGUCAGGCCAAAGAAGCCACUCCGAGAGAAGCGAAGCGAAUGACAAAUCAGUAGAUUUGAAUGCAAAGAGAGAUAAACCUGUUGUCCGUCCUGAAGAGAUUCCUCCAGUGCCUGAAAACAGAUUUUUGCUGAGAAGAGAUGCGCCCAUUGCAAACGCAGAACCUGAGACGAAGCCGCUUGAUGUAGCACCUGUUUUGACUGAUCAGAAGCCCUCAGUCUCUAAAUCUGGAAGAAAAAUCAGAGGGAGAGGCACAAUACGAUACCAUACACCACCCCAUUCUCGCUCAUGUUCAGAAUCUGAUAAUGAUGGGAGCAGUGAAACUCCACCACACUGGAAAGAAGAAAUGCAGAGAUUAAGAGCCUACAGGCCACCCAGUGGAGAAAAAUGGAGUAAAGGGGACAAGCUGAGUGAUCCAGGAAAGGGGGAUGAAAGGAGCCUGUCCCAGAGGUCAAGGUCUUGGUCCCAUAAUGGUUACUCAGAUCUAAGUAGCGCAAAAUAUGUUGGGUACCAGAAAAGACGUCGGAAAGAAAAGAAGGCGAAGCACAAAAAGAAGGCCAAGAAGCAAAAACAUUUGAAGAGACACAAACAAAUUAAAAAGAAGAGAUUGUCACCUUCCACAGAAAUGGACUCCUCGCCUGCUUCUGCUAGAAGGACGAAAUCACCUAGUGAACGUGAGCGGGCAUCUCAUUCUUCCUCGCUAACUUCUAAGGACGACUCCUCUAGAAGAAGCUGGUCUAAAUCGGAGAGAGAUAAGCAAAGUUCAUUGUCUUUGUCAAGCAGAGAUUCCCGAUCCUACUCCAGGUCCAGAUCUAGGUCUGGUUCCAGAAGAGGUUCUAAGUCAAGAAUGGCGUAUAAGUCGUCUCGGUCUAGGAGCAGAUCUAGAUCAAGAUCAAGGUCUAGCUCAGCUUCCAAGCCUCUGAAGAUGGUGUCCACUUCACCCAAAAAUGCUACCGCUCAUCUAAAUGAAUGCCCGCCAGUUAAGGUGGAGCCUGUGAGAACAGCCUUGCCACAGAAUGAUAAAGUGGUGAUACAGCCUGUGAUUACAGAAAGUAUUCCAGUUAUACCCCUAAGUGACAGUCCUCCACCAUCCAGAUGGAAACCUGGGCAAAAGCCAUGGAAACCAUCCUAUGAGCGAAUUCAGGAAAUGAAAGCCAAGACCACCCUUGUAAUACCUACUCAAACGACCUACCUUGUGGAAAGUGUCAAAGCCAGUGGCUCCACCUCUUCAUACAGUAAGCGACGGAAGAGUUCAGAUAGUGACCGGAGUGAUUAUUCCAAAAACCAGAGUGACAGAAGUUCACGUAGUUGGCGAAGGUCAAGAAGCAGAACAUCUCGAAGUAGAUCCUAUUCCAAGUCUUACUCACGAUCAAGAAGUCCAUCCAGUUCAAGGUCUCGGUCAACAGUUAGAUCCCAUUCAGUGAAUAAAUACCCCAGCGACCAGUCAUGCUACAGUGGGUCGUCCUCUUACUUUUCUCUAAGUGAGGAUGACCGACAGAAAAGCAAAAUCAAAUCUGACUACAGAGAGAAGCAUGCUCAGCUGUCAAAGAAAAGGCAGAGUAGUUCUGAAAGCACUUUGCCUUAUGCCAAAGACACGAAUUCUCCGAAGCCAGGAAGGAGUGCAAGUAGGUCAUCCUCCGUGUUCUCCACAGAUAGUGAGCAGCUGGCAAAACCACAGCCAGCCCAAGCCAAAGGGCAGGUGCAGCCGGACAAACAGAAUGGGAAACAAAACAGAAGCAGCCCCACUUUGGAUGGUCAGGAAGGAAAGCCUCCAUCUGAACAGGGGGGCAGUGAUCAUUCGAGAAAAAGAACUUUGAGGGAGAAAUCUGAGUCUCCCAAAAGUGGUCAGAAAGCGAAAAGAAAAACCCGUUCUGGCAGUAAGUGGGACUCUGAAUCGAAUUCAGAGAGAGGUGGCAGCAGAAACAAUAAAGAAGAGUCAAGAUUGUCUUCUGGUAAGGAGGAAGGCGAGGCCACGUCGGACUCAGAUACAGAUCCUGAUCUUGCCAAGCGUAACACAAAGUUAGAUUCCUUUUCUGGCGUACCGAAGGCAGACAAGCAGUCUUCCCUUUCUGAAACGGAGAGCUCUCGUUCCCAUUCAGGUGCAAGAGGAAAAUCAAGAAAGCAAAAGCAUGGUUCCAAAAAGAGCCUCAAAAAAGGGCACUCCAAAAAAUCUAAAGAGAAGUCCAAGGGCAAAAAAGAGAAGAAGCAUAAGGCUCCGAAACAAAAAGAAACAUUUCACUGGCAACCUCCGCUGGAGUUUGGCGAAGAGGAGGAAGAGGAGGAGGGGGAAGUGGCUGUGAAGCCGGAAGCAAAGGGUGAAGGAAAGAAGCCAAUCCUCGUUGACGUUAAAGAUAAAAAUGAAGAUCAGAAUGUGGAAAAUGAUAAAAUGGCGAAAGAUGAAAAAAGGGACGAUGAAAAGCUCCACAAGCAGAAUACAAUCUCGGAUAAAGCUGCAGGUCCUACAUCCCCUGCUAAACAACUUAGUAGAGAUGAUGGCGGACAGUCUUCUUCAGCGCUGGAUAAAAACAUGGAUCCUUCUGAAAGUGCUGAGGCCACCAAGGUGAAGAAUGACAGCGAAGGGGAUGUCUCCCUGAUGGAUGACAUGGAGAUUUGCACUCCAGAUCAUAAUUCCCCUGUAAAGGUUGAUGUGGAGCUUUGUCCAGUAAGUGUGAAGGUGAACUUAAAGGAUAUUAAAAUUAAUAAGAACACAAAGGGACACAGGAGUUCUGAAAUGGAACGCGGAAAACAGAGCGUUGCUGUUAAAGAAGAUACCGAAACAAAAGAAGGCAACCAAGGGAAAGAGAAAGAGAGAUCUCAAGCUCCCACUGUUGCUGCUGCUGCUGCUGUCGAAGGUGUGUUGAAAACUGAAACGGCUGACAGUGCACCGAGCAGCGUGGUGGAUCAUAAAUGGAAACCCUUGCAAGGUGUAGGGAACCUCCAGGUGGGCCCCAUUGCAGGUCCCAGCACUUCUGCAGAAACCAAAAGCGUAGCCUCGUCCUCUGAAUCGAAGCCACAAGGUUUAAGGAUAGAAAUCAAAAGCAAAAACAAAAUCAGACCGGGUUCUCUGUUUGAUGAAGUAAGAAAGACAGCCCGGCUUAAUCGGAGACCCAGGAAUCGCGAGAGCUCUUCCGAGGAGGAUUCUCCCGCCCGAGAGAAUAGUCAGUCGAGAAGCUGCAGCCGAUCACGAAGCCAGUCCGAGCCGACCUCCAGGCAUAGAACCAGAUCCCUUUCCUAUAGUCGUUCCAGGAGUCGCUCCAGAAGCUCAACUGACUCAUACAGGUCGCGGAGCUACACGCGAAGCCGGAGCAGGGGAUGGUACAGCAGAGGCCACUCAAGGAGUCGGAGUAGUUCCUAUAACAGUGGCAGGAGUCAUAGCCGAACAUAUAGUAGAAGCCGAUCAAGAAGCAGUUCUUACGAUCACCGUAGUAGAUCAAGCAGGUCUUAUACCUAUGACAGUUACUACAGCAGGAGUCGCAGCCGAAGCCGAAGCAAAAGGAGUGACAGUUACCACAGAUCUCGCAGUUAUGACAGGCGGUCCAGAUCUUAUGGUUCUGACAGUGAAAGCGACCGGAGUUAUUCUAACAAUCGAAGUCCCAGCGAAAGCAGCCGAUACAGCUGAAAGCCUUUCGUUAAAAUUAUUGAUUAUAUUUAAUACAUUUUUUUAAAAAAGAUCUGUGGGUUUUUUUGUGUGUGAAUUUCCCCCCC